This is a messenger RNA of Labeo rohita (rohu), 2724 nucleotides long. RefSeq lists its product as uncharacterized. The record is from RefSeq and is a predicted model, not a curated record. Bases 314 to 2128 code for a protein of 604 amino acids. NCBI's taxonomy places the organism in Eukaryota, Metazoa, Chordata, Actinopteri, Cypriniformes, Cyprinidae. The transcript is spliced from 6 exons.
AUAUUUCAUGCAAAAAUACAUUUAAGAACUUCAACAGGCGAUAUGAAGAAUGAAGGUGGAUCGUGAGAUAGGAUUUAGAAAACAGGUUUUGGCAGUACAGCAAUGCUAGACUAUAAAAGGAAGAUAAACGCCAGAGAAGGCAGUGACUAAGAGAGGAAGGCAUAGAAACAAGGUGUUUCACACAGGUUGCUAUAGAUUGGUUUAAAGAAACAAGACAACAAGGUUUAAUACACUUCAGACUGACGAAGCGAUGCUGGAUAUGACUUGAAGGAUGAAUGUAAAGACCUGUAAAGGAUGAAUGAAAUGAGAGACUAUGGAGGAACAAACAGAAAAGAGUGAUGUGAGGAAUGGUCUGCACAAUGAUGUUCCACUACUGCAGUCUAUGCUGGCGAAACUUAGUCUCAAACACAAACAUCCCAAAACAGACAAUGUGAAAUUACAUUCAGAUAAGGCCUGUAAAAAUCUGAACGGUUUUGUGCAGUCUGAAGAAAGUAUAACAAAUGAAGAAGACAGGAAAGAUGGCACAGUCAUAGCUGAUGGUGAUGAGGAGCAACCAGCUAGGAGUUCUGAAACAGAAGAUGGAAAUGAAGCUGUUGAGGAGGUUCCUAGAUGGGAAAGGAGGGAUUUUCACCCUGUCUCUUCGUUAGUAGAAACAAAGAUGGCAGAAUUAAGUCGGUGGCAAAGUGAAAGUGAGGACAAACAGAACAAAGAGACUUGGACAGAAGAGCACGUGGCUGGAGCUGCAUUACUGCCUAACAAUCCUUCUCAAGAAACAUCUGCACACACAUCUUACCUCUGUGUAUCCUCAGAUAAAGCUGACUCUGCACAGGUGGAGUUUGAGCAAGAAUUGCUAGAUGAAGCUUGUGGUGGUCCUUCAAAACCUGUCAGUAUGGAUACGAGCAGGGUGCUAACUCAUCAAACUGUGAACCUUACAAGCAAAACAACAAGGUCCGCUUCAGAUCCAGUAAGCCACCCUCCUCCUAAGGAAGAGAGACCCCUCUCAGCUCCAAGUAUUUUAAACCUACAAGAAUAUGAAAAGUAUCAAGCUUUUGCAAAUGCAAUGCCAGCGAAAAGCUUCAGCAAAGCUGCUAAGAUUUGGGGGCAGGAGGAUUUAGGCAUGAGCACCGGGGAUGUGGAAAAUGACAGUUCGCUCACUAAAACGCAAAAGAAAGGAGUAAAAAACAAAAUGAAGAUCCUUACUCAGAAACUGAUUGAAAGACUUAAAGAGAAACGUUAUUUUGAGCACACUGGCAGCAAGAGCACUCAAGACACUGUUGAAGAAAAAGGACAAAAUAUGAAUUCCAUGGAAAUGGAAGCAGAGGAUUCAGAGAUUCCACCACCACUUCCACCGAAAAAGGGGAAGUAUGUUGUCUUAGACAGAAGAUUUACCUUAAGAGACUUCAAACUCGAUCUUGAACCGAUCAACUUAAUGGAGGAGAUAUUCACCGGAAGUGAAUGGCUGAGUUACCUGCCCAGCAAAGAAACUCCAACUGAGAACGACACUAGUGAUCAAUCAAUGACAAAUGAGGUUCUCCAUCCAGAAAAGCACAUUCAGAUUAAUGAUCCUCUCCCGAAACUUGAAGAGGAGCAAUCAGAGGACGUAAAGGACAAUCAAGACAGCGUUAGUAAUCCUCAAGAGGACAGUAAUGUAGCAAAAACAAACAGUGACUUGGAUGUAAAACAAGCGGAACCGGAUGCAAAUGUAUUUGCUAUACCUAAGGCACUGCUAACAAAUAAUGCAAUAAAACAAAAGGCUGGGACAGACUGUGAGCUGAACAAAUCAGAUGACAUCUAUGACCGUGUGGACCUGUAUAUUAUUCCCAAAAAAGACUUUCCAGCAAAAAAAAGAAAGGCAUCAGAUGCUCCGCUGGACUUUUCAGCAGUCAAGUCAUUUGAAUUGCUAGACAACUCUGCCCUCAAGAGUCGAAUUCGUCUUAGCAAAAAGAGACACCACCGACCACCCAAAAAGCACAGAAAAGUGAAACUAGAAAUGUCGAACACCAUAUUUUACAAGAUUCCCCCAGUAAUCCUGAAUGAAUCUCCUGUCAGCGCAUCUCAACCUCGUCAUAGCAAUCCCUUUUCCAUGUCUCCUCCUCUGCUUUUACCAUCACGUCCAUAUCAGUCCUGAGCAGUUAGCUCUGUCGUCUGCAGUUGUCCGGUCAAUAAAGUCACAGCAGCAGUCAUUGGUCUAUAAAACCACAAGGCAAAGCAUGAACAGAGAAAGACUGUUUUUUACUGCAUAAAAACAAUUUGAUUGUUCAGUCAGAAUUCACUAUGUGAUUAUUAUAUUAAUGGUGUGCCCUCGGCAGAAUAAAAGACACUUUGACUGUAAAGACUGGAAAAUUCAAAGGUUAAGGAAAAUUUACUGGUGUGCAACAGAUGGUGGAUAUUACAGUGGAUACACAUCCACAUUUGCUAACAAUUCUUUUCUUAACCAUUGUUAAUUUUUAAAAAAGUCAUAGGCCUAAAUAUGAUGAUGUCAAUACAAACACUUGUUUUUAUUAUUUAACUUGAUAAUACACCUGUUCACCUGUUCAUUCACCGCUGUUGAUUAACUGUAAAGCACAGUAAGUCGUCUUUUUCCACAGUCCUUAUUAUUAUGCCAAAUAUUAUGUAAUAUUAUAUUGUGUGUCUGUGUGUGUGUUGUUUGCUGUCCUUAGAUUCCACUAAUGAAUUAUAGUGAAUUGUAUAUCACCAACAUGUAUUAAAAAAUGUUUUUCCUUC